This is a messenger RNA of Baudoinia panamericana UAMH 10762, 2493 nucleotides long. RefSeq lists its product as uncharacterized. NCBI's taxonomy places the organism in Eukaryota, Fungi, Ascomycota, Dothideomycetes, Mycosphaerellales, Teratosphaeriaceae. The record is from RefSeq and is a predicted model, not a curated record. Gene Ontology annotation, molecular function: ATP hydrolysis activity; ABC-type transporter activity; ATP binding. Gene Ontology annotation, cellular component: membrane. The coding region runs from base 320 to 2212 and encodes 630 amino acids. The transcript is spliced from 4 exons.
GGGCCCGACCUGUCUGUGCUAUGUUCCCCGUGACAGUACCUGGCGUCGAUCGAUAAUAUCCCCUCCCCACCCUCGUUGCACUGACCUGCCCUUCUCUUGUCAACGUCCGCCAUCGUGCUGCCACUCUCUCCUUCACUGCUGCGUGCCGACCAGCAAACAUUCACUUGCGCUAGCCUUCAGUCACUCAUUGUUUGCCAUCAUCACGAGGAAGCAGGUCUCCCCGUUAGUCGUUUCUAGCACUAUAUCAAGGGUGCCACCCUUAACGUCAACCAACCUGGCUCUCCCGACCGCGAUCGCGGAUCGCAAAGGUUACGACAAGAUGUCAGACAUCGAGAAGAUGAUCGGUGGCGACUACGCCCAGCUCACAAACACCAACAUUCGCAGCUUCGGUUGGAAGGGAGUCACAGUUACGGUCAAAGAUCGACAAUCACAACAGCCAAAGACGAUCCUCUCAGAUAUCAAUGGCAUUGUCAAGGCGGGCGAGCUGCUUGCGCUCAUGGGACCUUCCGGUUCCGGCAAGUCUACUCUCCUGAACGUGCUUGCCCACCGCACAGCUACUCUGGCAGCUAGCGUCCGGGCAGCCAUCUACAUCAAUGGUGCACCGGCCAACCCCAAAACUUUCCGCCGCAUCUCCGCCUACGUCGAGCAAGAAGAUGCGUUAGUAGGUUCGCUCACCGUCCGCGAGACGCUGAACUUCGCCGCCCGCCUGUCGCUGCCGAAGGCUGUCAGCAAGCUUGAGCGGAUCCAGCGCAUCGAGGCACUCCUUACAGCUUUCGGUCUUCAGAAUCAGGCUAACAACCUGAUUGGCACACCUAUCAGGAAGGGUAUCUCCGGUGGUCAGAAGCGUCGCGUGAGUGUCGCUUCGCAGCUGAUCACGAGCCCAAAGCUCCUCUUCCUUGACGAGCCGACUUCAGGUCUGGACUCUGCUGCCUCGUUCGAAGUCAUCUCCUUCGUCAAGGACAUCGCAAAGAAGCACAAUCUGAUUGUGAUCGCGUCAAUCCAUCAACCGUCUACGUCGACAUUCGCCAUGUUCGACAAGUUGCUGUUGCUAUCUCAAGGUGGCACCGCAUACAGCGGCCCGGUGUCUGAAGUCCAGCCAUACUUCGAUGCCUGUGGCUUCCCCAUUCCUCUAUACAUGAACCCAGCAGAAUUCAUCAUCGACUUCGUCAACACCGAUUUUGCUCGCGACCGUAGCGAAGUUGAUCAGCAGCUGAACAUGGUUCACUCGUCGUGGCAUAAGUCAAGGCUUGCCACUGCAACCGUGACAGAGCUUACGGAUGAGAUGGCCCGAAACUCGAUGGACACUGAUGUGAACGCCGAGGCCAGAGACGACUCUGCCGGCGCAGUCGCGAUCCCGUUGGCGCUUAUUCACCGCUCGUUCAUCAAGUCUUACCGAGAUAUCAUCGCCUACGGAAUUCGUAUUGCCAUGUACAUGGGUCUGGCUAUCAUGAUGGGCACCGUGUGGCUACGCCUGAACCCGACCCAAGGCAAUAUCCAAUCUUUCAUCAACGCCAUCUUCUUCGGCGGUGCCUUCAUGUCCUUCAUGGCUGUCGCAUACAUUCCCGCUUACUUGGAAGAUCGCGCACUUUUCAUCAAGGAGCGUGCCAACGGUCUCUACGGUCCGACCUCCUUCUUGAUCGCCAACUUCGUCACGGGCAUUCCUUACCUGUUCCUGAUUGCCAUGCUCUUCUCCAUCGUGGCAUACUGGCUAUCGAACUUCCGGCCGACGGCUGAAGCAUUCUUCACCUGGGUCAUGUGGCUCUUCUUGGACCUGCUGGCGGCCGAGUCGCUGGUCGUCCUCAUCAGCUCUAUCAUCCCCAUCUUCGUUGUUGCGCUUGCUGGCACUGCUUUUGCCAACGGUCUCUGGAUGUGUACUGGUGGAUUCCUCGUCCCACCCCAGACGCUGAACCCCUUCUGGCGAUACGUUUUCCACUACAUUGACUACCAGGCAUACGUCUUCCAAGGUAUGCUCACGAACGAAAUGUCCAGCCGGAACUACACCUGCGCCGCCAGCCCCACUGCCGCCAAUGGUUGCACCUGCAUGUAUCAGUCCGCACUCGAGAGCGAGUGCAAGAUUGCCGGAACUGCUGUCUUGAAGUCGUACGGUUACGGCCCUGGCAAUAACACUGGCAGACUGGUCGGGAUCAUGAUCGGAAUUAUUGCAGGCUACCGAAUCCUUGGGUGGCUUGUCCUCUACCUGCGAAGGACGUGAGAGUAGGUCACACGAGUCGUGGGAAUGCAAGCGUUUUCUUCGACAAUUGUAUAUUGUAGGGUGGAGGAGUCAUGCCGAGACGGAACAAAGUACCGCAUGACGGAAGUACAAGGAAUAAUGACUAUCCUUGAACAUAAUUCAGGGCAGAGUAUGUGUCCUACGGGGCUGUCUCUCUGGCCAGACAUCAGGGUAUGCUACGAUUGGCGUUGGAGGCUGGCUACUAUGUUGGGCAGCGGGUGUAAAGGAUCGCCGAACGUUACUCGAUACUGUCUUAUAAGAGC